UCAACAAAAUUUUUUUUACAAAAAAUUUCAGAAUCAGAAUAAAAUAACGAAGAAAAUUAAUUAUGAAAAUCGUAAUGGGCUGACAAAAUUGACGAAAUGGAACAGGUGAUCGGUAGCAACAACGCUGAAGUUCAUUAUUACAUCGCUUCCUUGAAAAAGAAAGAAGAAGAUGAAAAUCUAAUUUCCGAAGAAACAUCUCCCGUUAUUCCGGAGCAAAUCUUACUCCAAAAUGUUCCGAAAACACUGUCAACGAAACUGAAAAGCAAAAACGCCACAAUUACUGAAGUUCCUGAAGAAGAAAUUCACGGAAAUCCGAUAGGAAUGUUACAAGAGCUGUGUAUGAUGAGACGCUGGAUGCCUCCGGAAUACAGCACCGAACAAGAAGAAGGGCUACCUCACGAGAGAUUAUUCACAAUUUUAUGUACUGUUGGAAGCUUCAAAGAAUAUGGAGUCGGACGGUCGAAGAAAUUGGCUAAACGGCAAUCCGCUCAUAAAAUGGUACAGAAAAUUCUUACAAUUCCUGCCGAAGAAGAGAAUUCUUACAAAAAUAUGGAAGAUGAAGACGAAGUCGUUGAACGAUACAGUAAUCAAAAAAUAGGACGAGGAUUAUCCGCACAUUGUGGAUUUAGUAGAAAAAUAUCGUUAUUUCAUAAAAAUUUAAAGAAUUUCAGCGGAAGUAGGAUAGAGAGAUUAAAACAAAUCACCAAAAUAGACGAUAUAAACAGCGCCGAAGCGAUCAAGUGGUUAAAAGAAGUAGCUCUUGAGAAUAAACUCGAAGUAACUUUCGUAAAUAUCGAAGAGAAAUCCAAGUCAGGAAAAUAUCAAUGCUUGGUUCAGCUGUCUACUUUACCAGUGGCAGUUUGUCACGGAACUGCCGAUUCUGUCAUUGAUGCUCAACAAAAAGCAUCUCUCAAAGCACUCAAGUAUAUUAAAUUACUUACAAAAUGAAGAUCAUUCGUGUAACGUGCGUGCGUGCACUUGAGAGAAAUAUUAUACGAUGCAUUCUCCAUUCUCCUUGAAUGACAAUGAUGCAGAAACUCUUGGGAAACUGUUUGACGUGAAUUUACAACGAUCAUCUUUGUAAUUCAGAAAUGAUGUUUCAAUUUACGAAGUUAUCCGACAAUGAAGAAUCAUUUUCAUAUUUUUUUCUUUAUUAGUAUUAUGCUUUUUUAUUCUUUUUUACUGUUUGGCAUUGAAAUUAAAUCAGAGCGUGCUUAUAGAUAAGCUAUUUAUAAAGAAACUGCAGGUAAAAGAUCAAAAAUUUUAUUUACAUAAGUACAUGGUUAUAUACAUAACUACUCGACUGAUUUGCAAAAUAAAUAACUGAGUGAUGAAAUACCGA
Molecule: messenger RNA, 1342 nt
Organism: Planococcus citri (citrus mealybug)
Lineage: Eukaryota; Metazoa; Arthropoda; Insecta; Hemiptera; Pseudococcidae
Product: RISC-loading complex subunit tarbp2-like
Exons: 7
Coding region: 97-948 (283 amino acids)
Biological process (GO): regulation of regulatory ncRNA processing; siRNA processing
Cellular component (GO): nucleus; RISC-loading complex; RISC complex
Molecular function (GO): double-stranded RNA binding; siRNA binding
Source: RefSeq, a predicted model, not a curated record